Schistosoma turkestanicum is the source of this 2319-nucleotide messenger RNA. The record is from the annotation of a GenBank genome assembly. Lineage: Eukaryota; Metazoa; Platyhelminthes; Trematoda; Strigeidida; Schistosomatidae.
GGAAGGAAUAGUGUGAAUCGCGUUUCCAUCUUCUCAUUCUAUACAUCUGAUUCAUGUUUUCUUGGUCUACGUUUCUUAGUUUGCUAAUUAUCACUAAUAAAAUAUUUUCCUAUGCUUUGUCAAUUAGAGAUGCACCUCCACAACAAUAUGGAUUCAUGUAUUCUAAAGAGAUUGAACGUUCACGAGAACGAUAUCAACUUAAACAUGAUGAAGCAGAUUUAAAUUCUUCAAUGUAUAUUUAUAAUUAUCAUAAUGAAGCAGAUGAUAUUCAUGUGGAAAUUAGUAUUUCUAAAAAGAGUUUAUCGUUUGUAGAUGAUUAUCAAAUUAAACCUGUUCUAUGCUUAAUAAACUAUACCAGUGUUGUACCUUUAGCUUUAUCUUAUGAUUUGGAUUUUACACUAUCUGCAGAAUUAGUCAAUCAAUCAUGGUAUUGGCUUCCACCAACACAAGAAGCUAGUACAAAUAUAUCAGUGUAUAUAUUACCAAAAUUAGUAGGAAUAGACUAUUUAAUAUUUUGGAUUCGUAAAGCUAAACCAAAAUAUGGAUAUGACAGCCCUACACCAUGGUUUGCCAACAAUACUGAAACGCUUAGAAAUCAAUAUUUUGAUAAUUUAAUGACUGACUAUCGAUCGGCCGUCUCUUUAUUUAAUAAUCAAGAUGUUAUUGAUGAUAACCAUGGAAAUAAUAAUACAUUAGGUUUUCCAGUGAUUGUAACCACAUAUAAAGGUAUUGGUCAUAUUAUUUUUCGUAUUUUUGUCAUAAUCAUGGUGACUAUAUUCACAUUUACAAUGGGUUGUGAUUUGGAAGUGGCUUUAUUGUUGCAGCAUUUUAAACGACCAAUUUCCAUAUCGAUUGGAUUCUUUUGUCAAUUCUUUUUUAUGCCAUUGAUUGCAUUCGGCAUUGUAAAAGCGAUACCAAUUCGAUCAGAGUUUGCUUUCGGUUUAUUGACAAUUGCUUGUUCUCCUGGCGGUGGUGCCAGUAAUGGUUGGAGUCUUUUACUGAAUGGUGAUAUUAAUUUGAGUAUAUUAAUGACAUUUAUUAGUAGCUUAUCAGCUUUAUUUAUGAUGCCACUACUCCUUUUCAUCUAUGGACGAUUCUUUAUUGAUGUGAAUAAAAUACAAAUACCCUAUUUAAAUAUUAUAUUUCAACUAUUACAAGUAGCUAUACCAGCAUUGCUGGGUUUAGGCUUACGUAUAUGGAAACCACAAUUAGCUAUAUGUUGUACAAAAUUAACACGUCCAUUAUUUUAUUUAUUUAUAUUAUUCUUUUUAACUAUUGGUAUUUAUAUUAAUUGGUCAUUGUUACGUUUAUUAGGAGUUUAUCCAUUACUACUAGCUACAUGUGCAUUAUUACCAUGGGUUGGUUUUACUAUAGCUGCUCUAUUUACAUGGUCUGUAAGACAACCACGUAAAUUAAUUAUCACUGUGGCAUUAGAAACUGGUAUACAAAAUAUUGGUGUUGGUAUAUUAGUGUUAUUAUAUACAAUGCCUGAACCAAUUGGUGAAUUAGGUGCUAUUAUGCCAAUCACUGUUGCAAUGUUAACACCAAUCCCCUUGUAUCUGAUUUUUCUAAGUUUAAUUAUUAAACGUAAAUGUUGUAAUGGUCAACAAUCAGAACAGUCGGUAAUUAAAGAUCCAUGUGAAAUUGAACCUCUUAAUAAGGAUGUAAAAAAUGUAAGCGAUCAUUUCAUUGAUCCAUCAUCAUUGAAUGAUACGAAGGGAUCAUUGAAAAAAAUAACAACACCUUCUGCUACCACUGUCGUCUCCUAUCCUCCUCAACCAACGUCAACCUCCCCCCAGUCAGUCUUAUGUAAAUAAAUGAUAUAUACAAGUUGAUGAUGCAUAUCACUUUUUUUUCCUACGUUACUUUCUACCUAUAAAUUUUGUAAAUGUAAAACUCUUGUAUUUUAAUGUGGUCAUGCUUCCAAACCAAUGCACAAUUUGUUAUGAUUUUGACUUGAUUUAUCAUCAAGUACAGUAUCCUUCCUUUUAUUCUUAUAUUCCCCCUGUUCAUUUUUGUCAAUCUGUAGUAAUAGAGUAUCUUUGUAAUCAGGUAUAAAAUGCGGCGGCGGGGUCUGGGGGCGGGGAGGGUUUCUGUUUUUUUUUGUUGUUUGUCCCCUGGGCACCAAUGAUUUCUAAUAUUUUUUAUUUUUACUGGUAGUUUUCUAUGAUUACUUGCUUCGCCUUUUAGUUUUUCUUUUUGUGAGAUGAAAAAACAGUUUUGGCCCCCUGUUUCCUGUUGUGUGUGUGUGUCUGUGUGUAAAAUAAGAUUUUUAUUUUAGUUAAGAUUAAUAAACAGAAAUAUGUUAUAACAAGGGAA